Molecule: messenger RNA, 357 nt
Organism: Suillus paluster
Lineage: Eukaryota; Fungi; Basidiomycota; Agaricomycetes; Boletales; Suillaceae
Exons: 1
Source: RefSeq, a predicted model, not a curated record
AUGUCACCCAGACCAUUCUACCCCCCAUGGGUAGAAAUGAUCAUGAAUACUGUUCGUUAUGGACCACAACUUAUGGAUGAUCAGUGCACCACAGCACAUAACCUGGUCACGGAAUUCAUGGAUAUAUUUGCACUAUCAACUAGAGAAGUGAAGCAGGUCAAUUUUGUCAAGUUCCAGUUGUCCAUACCACCAGACACAGUCUUCUCCAAGAAGAUCUACCAGCACCCCCUAACACAACCACAACGAGAAUACCUGUUCCCAGUUCUUGAUGAGAUGAGGAAAGCAGGAAUCAUGUGGUUCAUACCAGCAGAUGAAGUAAAGGCAGUGGCAUCUACAGUGCUUGUGCAAAAGACCCAC